Aspergillus puulaauensis is the source of this 2052-nucleotide messenger RNA. RefSeq lists its product as uncharacterized. Gene Ontology annotation, molecular function: DNA-binding transcription factor activity, RNA polymerase II-specific; zinc ion binding; sequence-specific DNA binding. Gene Ontology annotation, biological process: positive regulation of transcription by RNA polymerase II; DNA-templated transcription. Gene Ontology annotation, cellular component: nucleus. Lineage: Eukaryota; Fungi; Ascomycota; Eurotiomycetes; Eurotiales; Aspergillaceae. The record is from RefSeq and is a predicted model, not a curated record. The coding region runs from base 1 to 2052 and encodes 683 amino acids. The transcript is spliced from 6 exons.
AUGCCUCUCACGGCCCCAGAGCAGUCGAGGGUGACGAGGAAAUGCCAUAAAGCAUGCGAAAGAUGCCGGACCAUGAAGGUCAAGUGCUCCGGCACGAACCCAUGCACACGCUGUGCCAGGAGGAAACGCCGCUGCCAUUAUGCAGUCGAGGACUCCCGCGUCUCAGUGCCGGAAAGCUACCUGCGCGAGCUUGAACGCCGCAACUCGCCCGUGGUGUAUAACGGCGUGCCCCACCAGACCUUUGUGCCUGGCGAGGUACUUGACGUCGAAAACUACCCACCAAGACCGCAGGAUCAGCCGCGGUCGAAGUUCUCUCACAAUCCUUUGGUGGAGUACUCCUUCGCAAAGGCCCCCGAUGGGAGGUUCUGGUACAUGGGCCCUUCGUCAUCGUGGUCCUUCUGCCGCCGCGUUCUCGCACUGCUAGGAGAACAGGUCCCAGAAGCGAACCACCCUCCGGAUCCCUGGCACAUGGACGGUACUCUGUUCACUCUGAAAUGGCGGCCGUUACCUGUCGAUGAAACGCCGGAUCUGGCCGGAUUGCCGCCGAUGGAUCAUGGGCUGUAUCUGAUUCACACUGCGCAUUUCUACUUCGGACCUCUGUUCUAUAUCAUUGACGAGGUUGCCUUUAUCCGCAGUCUGCACGAGUUCUAUACAAACCCGGAGGAGCGGGUUGGCUCUAUGCGUCUGUGGUUUGCGCAGUAUUUGCUCAUCAUUGCUUUUGGGAAGGCUUUCCUUGCGCCGAAUCGGCCGCCGAAUGCCCCGCCAGAUGGCUAUCAGUAUGCUUCCCGGGCUAUGGCGCUGAUGCCGGAUAUGUCUGGCAUGGAUGCGAAUCCUUUACAGCGUAUCGAGACUCUUACUCUGGCGGCUAUUUAUCUUCAGUCGGUUGAUAUGAGGGUCUCGGCGUUUCAACAUAUAGGCCACGCCCUUCGCAUUUGCAUCAUCGAAGGCAUCCAUCGGCACGUACCCGAGCAGCUUGGCGAGGAGUUAUCUCGUCGCUGCAAGACUAUUUUCUGGAUCGUGUACAUGCUAGACAGGGAAUUCGCAGCCUUGAUUGGCGCGCCGAGCUCAAUCCGUGACGAGGACAUCACAGUGAAGCUCUUCGUCAAUGGCAGUGUAGAUGAGAAGACGCUUACUCUGCACGUCCGGCUUGCGCGUUUAAGCGCGCGCAUUCUGACAACUGUAUACGGCGUCGGCGCCGACUUCGACGGAACCCUAAUCAAAGACACGCAGUCUAUCUUCCGCAAUCUCGCAGAGCUCUCGCAGGAUCUCAAUGACCUUCUGCGAACACACUUCCACGGCUCACUCAGCCGUGCAUCUCGAGCAGCCACACGGCUGAUACUAGCCUACCACCACUGCGUCGUCCUCACAACCCGCCCCCUCGUAAUGUGCGCUCUCCACGCACACCUCGAAAACACGCAAACCGCGCCCCAAAACCAAUCGCGCACUCCACCCCACCACCAACCCCAACCCCUCGACAUCUCCCUCUCCCCAAUCAUAACCUCCCUCCUAACCUGCUGCGUCGAGUCCGCCCUAACCGUCCUGCAAACCCUGCGCACCCUCGCAGACGAAGACCGCAUCGAAGCCUUCCUGCCCUUCCAGAUCGAAGACGCCUUUGCCUCCGCGUUCCUGCUGUACAUCAUCCGCGUGAUUGCGCCGUCGCUCGUCCCGGACGACCACUGGGGAGGGAAUGCGGAUUUCGUCCUGGAGACGUUGGUCGUUAAGGGGAAUUUGACGGCGCCGUUGAGACGCGCCGAGCUGGAUCAUCUGAAGAGGGUUAUGGGGCCGUUUAUUACGGAGUUGGAGACUUCGUCGGGGUUGAUUGCGGAUGGUAAUGCUGGUGCGGGUGUGGAUUUGGCUGCGGGGGAUGUCUUGGGUGCGUCUGGGUCGAAUCUGGGUGCAGGAACAGGAACAGGAACAGGAACGGAGCAAGCGGCCGAGUUGGAUUGGGAUAUAUUUUCUGUCGAGGCGACGGUUGGGCUGGAACCGAGGGAGUUGCUGGAUUUGGCGGAGCAGUUGGAUGUUGAGGGGAUUAUGCAUUAUGCUGUUUCUUGA